Molecule: messenger RNA, 4292 nt
Organism: Erpetoichthys calabaricus (reedfish)
Lineage: Eukaryota; Metazoa; Chordata; Cladistia; Polypteriformes; Polypteridae
Product: zinc finger protein 420-like
Exons: 5
Coding region: 268-3594 (1108 amino acids)
Biological process (GO): regulation of cytokine production; negative regulation of transcription by RNA polymerase II; regulation of immune system process
Source: RefSeq, a predicted model, not a curated record
GCCCGCUGAUGACUCGGUAGGUUUUACAGAACUGGACUGCUGUACGAAGCGCGUGUUUGCUCUUUCUUCAGGGAGAAAAAACGGAGCAAAACAAAAGAAGGGAGAGACAAAUCGGCGAUUCGAGGCUAAGGAGGCUGCUUGACCAGUUCAUAUGCUGAUGCACAGAGGUGUCUAAUGGGCUUCUGGGCAGAGCUGACCAUGUGAGGAGGGGACUCUUAGAAGAGAAGAGCAGAAACUUGGGUGGAGAGAAGAGUUUCACACGGAACAAUGGCUUUAGCCAGAGAUGAGGUAAUGGAUCGACGCCUGACCUGCAUUAAACAAGAGGACUGUGACUGGGGAGCACCCGAGAAUGUAUGGCUGAAGCUGGAGGACUGUGAAGGAAGAAUUUCGAUUUCUAAACCGGAGGAGUCCCAGGAGGGGAUUGCUGACAUUAAAAAUGAAGAUUCAGAGGACUUCUCAGUUACUCUCGACCUGCCAAAACAAGAAACUGGGAAUGUCUUCAAACAGGAGGUUUUUUGCGGAGAGUCUCAUUCCAGUUCACAGCCCUGGCUCGCUAACACGGGAGGACACCUGUCUGCUGAACAGAAUUCUGUGGAACUGAAAUCGGAGUUUGAGGAGGAAGUCCUUGAAGGAAAUGAAAAAGGAGAAGAAGAAGAGCAGAAGUCAUCUAGGAGUGUUAGAAUAGGUUCACAUGAGAAUGCUCAGACCUCUUUUGAGAGCAGACAGCAACAGGAACAGGACAAGGAGAAGAUGAAUAAAUCAACAAGAGGAUCUGAGACUAUGGCUACUUUGCAGUGUAGUUCCCCUCCUACCGGUCUAACACAGGUAGGAGCCAUCAAGACUGAUCAACAAGAAGUGCAUAACACAAAUCGACAGACUUUGUGUGCUCGACAGGAGUGCACAAAAACCUUCAAAUACAAAUCUGACUGUAAAGAUCACAAGUUGAUCCAGACCGGACAGAAGCCAUAUGCCUGUUCUGAAUGUGGAAAACUCUUUUCACGGAGAGACCAUCUUAACAAACAUGAAAGAAUUCACACUGGAGAGAAGCCUCAUUGCUGCUCAGAGUGUGGCAAACAAUUCUCGCAAAUAAGCAAUCUUCAGAUCCACACUAGAAUCCACACUGGAGAAAAACCUUAUUGCUGCUCUAAAUGUGGUAAGCGAUUCUCCCAUAACAACACUCUCCAGCAACACACCCGAAUUCAUACUGGAGAGAAGCCAUUUGGCUGUUCUGAAUGUGGCAAGAGAUUCUCCGUUAACAGUAGCCUGCAGAAGCACAUGACCAUCCACAGUGGAAAGAAACCGCAUUGCUGUUGUGAAUGUGGCAAAACGUUUUCCUACAACAGCAGUCUUCAGAAACAUGCAAAAAUUCACACUGGGGAGAGAACUCAUUGCUGUUCCGAUUGUGGGAAAAGAUUCUCACAAAUAUGCCAUCUUCAACGCCACAUCCGAAUUCAUACCGGAGAGAAACCUUAUUGUUGCACGGAAUGUGGAAAACGGUUCUUGGAGGUCAGCCAUCUUCAGAGUCACAUCAGAACUCACACGGGAGAGAAACCAUACUGUUGUUCAGAAUGUGGCAAACGAUUUGCGUACAGCAAUACCCUUCACAAACACAGAAGAAUUCACACGGGUGAGAAACCUCACUGCUGUUCUGAAUGUGGGAAAAGAUUCUCGGAGGUGUUCCAUCUUCAGUGUCACCUUAGAAUCCACACUGGAGAGAAGCCGUAUUGCUGUCCUGAAUGUGGAAAACAAUUCUCAAACAGCAGUGGCCUUCAUAGACAUAAGCGAGUUCAUAGUGGAGAGAAGCCUUACAGCUGCUCUGAAUGUGGUAAGAGUUUUUCAGACAGAAGGCGACUUCAUAGACAUAUGAGAAUUCACACUGGAGAGACAGAAAAUAAUAAAAUGGCAGGAGAGGCAAACAAAAAUAUGGCAAAUGUGGAAUCAAUGGCCUCCUCUAAAGACGAUGGCAUGGAUGGAAGUCUAGUGCACGUUAAAGAAGAGGACUGUGAGUGGGGCACAUCCGAGAAUGUGUGUGUGAAGCUAGAGGCCUGGGAAUUAAACAGAUUGGGUUUGAAAGAGGAGGAGUGCAAGGGGGAGACUGUUGAGAUCAAAGUGGAGGAUUCGCAAGAAAUUGCAGUUAGUCCUGAACUGCGAAAGUAUGAAGCUGGGAAUAUUUUCAAGGGAGAUAUCUGUGAAGAAUCUCAUUCCGGUUUACAGCCCUGGGCCACUAAAAUGGGACAACUGACUAGCCGGCAGAAUUCUAUGGAACUGCAAUCUGAGUUAUGUGACUUGAAGGGGAAAAUCGAUGAAGGAAAAGGGAGCAAAGAAGAGGAGUGUCAGUCAUCCAGGAAUGGGGGAAUAAAUUUCAAAAAGAAUGGCAGCUUGCCCCCAUCUUCAUUUGCUCAUCCCUCACUUCAGUGCAGAUGGCAACACAAACAGGAGAAGGAGAAGAUGAAGAAAUCAACAAGAGGAUCAGAGAAUUUGCCACCAGCCUCUGUGCAGUGCUGUUCUCUUCCUGCUACCGGAAUCGCACAUACAAAGGCCAAGGAUUCUAAGCAACAGCAAGUACAUAAUACAGAUGAAGAGAGUUUGCAUGCCAAUCGAGAUUGUGGAAAAGCUUUUAAAAAAACACCUGGCUGUAAAGAUAAAUUGAUUCUUACGAGACGGAAGCCAUAUGCCUGUUCUGAAUGUGGUAAACUCUAUUCACGCAGCGACAGUCUUAAGAGACACAAAAGAAUUCACACUGGAGAAAAAACCCAUUGCUGCACAGAAUGUGGCAAACGAUUUCCCAGUAACAGUGCUCUUCAGCGGCAUGCAAACAUUCAUACUGGAGAGAAGCUAUAUGGAUGUUCUGAUACCGGCAAAGAAGUUUCCCAUAAGAGCAGACUUCAGAAUUAUGUAAAAAUUCACUCUGGAGAAAAACCUUAUUGCUGUUCUAAAUGUGGUAAAGGAUUCUUAUUUUUAAAUAGGCUUCAAAGACACUUAAGAAUUCACAGUGGAGAGAAGCCUCAUUGCUGUACAGAAUGUGGCAAACAGUUUUUACAAGUAAGCAAUCUACAGACCCACAUGAGAAUUCACACGGGAGAAAAACCGCACUCUUGUUCAGAAUGUGGCAAACGAUUCUCCCAGAUAAGCAGUCUUCAGAUCCACACCAGAAGCCACACGGGGGAAAAGCCAUUUAGCUGUUCUGAAUGUGGAAAACACUUCUCUUGUGGUAGUAGUCUUCAAAGGCACACACGGAUUCAUACAGGAGAAAAGCCAUAUAGCUGUACUGAAUGUGGCAAACGAUUCUCUGACAGCAGCAGUGUUCAUAGCCACACAAGAUUUCAUACUAGAGAAAGGCCAUAUUGCUGUUCAGAAUGUGGUAAAUAUUUCUCUUACAGUAGCAGUCUUCAAAGACAUACGAGAAUUCAUACUGGAGAAAAGCCAUACAGCUGUUCUGAAUGUUGCAGGAGAUUCACUGACAGUAGCACUCUUCAGAAGCACAAACGAAUUCAUACUGGAGAGAAGCCGUAUUCCUGUUCUGAAUGUGGUAAGCGAUUUUCACAAAUAAACACCCUGCAUAGGCACUCAGAGAUUCAUAAUGGAUUGAAGUGAAUCUGCAAUGAGCCAGGUGUGGUACACAGUAUCUGAAAUUUUGCCGGUGGUGUUGGGAUCAACAGGUCUCUUCAAUAAAAACCUUACAUCCCUGUCUUGACAUCCCACCAAUUGCCAUGACUCUGUAAGAACUGCAAAAGGAAAUGUUAUUAGGAACAAUGCAGGUGCUACACCAAGCCCUCAUUGCACAUUUUAGGAACUGAGAAACAAAGCAGUAGAGCUGACCUGGCAUGACUAAAGAGAGAGGUUCACUACUGUCUGUCUUGAUAGUAAGGAUGACAAGAACAUUUGGAGAACUUAACCCUGAGAGAAAGCAAUCUGGAGUCAGCCAAAUGUGGAACACAACAGCUGAAACUGGGAUCAACAGGUUUCAUCAGCAGAAACUUCCAGGCGCAUUUGAUGCCCCGCCAAUUGCUAUCACUGUGUAUGAACUGCAAAAGAAGGCAUUAUUAGGAACAAUUUGGGAACUAUGCCCAUAAAUAAACUAUUUAUAUGAUUUAUAGAAUUUAUGGGAAGAACAAUUUUAGUAGUAAAACAGAAAUGUCCAGAUUAAAAAGAGUGAGGCUUACUCCUGUUUUCAUAGUUGGCACAUAAAACUCAGUUGGAGAAAUUUACUACUGAGAGAAACUUCAUUGAAUGUAAGGAAAAAAAAUACUUACAAAUAUGUCAGCUCAACAAUAAAUCAUAAUUCAUACUAG